GGUGCGUUCCUGCGGUCUUUUAGCUGUCGUCGGUUAUCUGCAUCAUAAAUUUGCCAUCACCCUGUUUAAGUCAGAGGAUGUUUGCCCCGAAUCGGGUAUAAAACGAACCGCGGCGCGACAAAGCGGCACAGUCGUCUUCAAAUCCCAGCGAGAAUCGUUCCCAAGUGCACCAGGCAAACGGUCAACGGCUGGAAUCAUGAAUCUAUACGUGCUCCUGGUGGUGGUGUCGGUGUUCCUGCACUUCAUUCAAGCAGCGCCCAGUGUGGAUAUUUCCAACGACGAACUGCUGGAUGGAAAAUAUCUUUGUGAAGAUUUUCCAGCGUUAAGAGAGUUGUGUGGAAACAGCGCGAGUUUGCGACAAACUGGAUUUCCAAACGACGACCUUUCCACGUCGCCGUUGUUUAACGACUUUUACAAGCUCUUCCAACGCAAUGUAAAUAUUUUUCUGGCCAAAAACAAGAGCCCCGAGUCCUUGCAAGAGCGCUUCUCGAGAACAGUUUCGAAACGCGGCUUGGACAGCAUUGGUGGCGGCCACUUGAUAAAGCGGACGCCACUUGAUAGACAGCUCCUAAGCGACUAGAAAUUCCACAAUCCCCCAACUUCCGCACCACUCCAUUGACUUUGACAAUAUCGAGGACCGAGGACGGAGGACCGACAUGAAACUGAAGUGUACAUACAUACAUAAGCAGCAUGGUCUUUCUUUAAAUAUGCGCAUAUGAAUUGAUGUAGCUCCUAAUUGUUAAUAAAUUAUUGCAUUUGUAAA
This is a messenger RNA of Drosophila yakuba, 763 nucleotides long. RefSeq lists its product as uncharacterized. Lineage: Eukaryota; Metazoa; Arthropoda; Insecta; Diptera; Drosophilidae. The transcript has 3 exons. The record is from RefSeq and is a predicted model, not a curated record. The coding region runs from base 197 to 580 and encodes 127 amino acids.